Molecule: messenger RNA, 3748 nt
Organism: Photinus pyralis (common eastern firefly)
Lineage: Eukaryota; Metazoa; Arthropoda; Insecta; Coleoptera; Lampyridae
Gene: tous
Product: cilia- and flagella-associated protein 57
Exons: 11
Coding region: 330-3656 (1108 amino acids)
Molecular function (GO): protein binding
Source: RefSeq, a predicted model, not a curated record
CAAUUCCGAUACUUCAACCGCGCCUGGUUUACGGCUUGAGAACCGAUAUAGCGGGGAACGCGCAUUUCUUAAGCGACGACGAAGUUUUGUAUCCCGUGGGAGGACUUUUGGCUGUCAACAAUUUCGCGCAGAAACGUCAACGAUUCGGGAAACUGCCGGAGAAAGGCAGGAACGUUACGCAAAUAUGCGUAAGUCCGAGCCGGAAGUUGAUUGCAAUCUCAGAACGUGGCGAGAAACCAUCGAUUUACUUGUACGAUGCGGCAACAUUGAAGAAGAAGAAGCAGUUGCACCUACCCGCCGAGAAGGAUUCCGCUACUCAGUUUGCGACGAUGGAGUUCUCCUACGAUUCCUCAAAGUUGUUCGCGGCUUCUGCGGAACCGGAAUGGACCAUGUAUGUCUAUCGAACUGACAAGGGGAAGGUGGAAAAUACUGCGAAGGGAAACAAUUUAAAUGGCACCGGGACUGUUAACCAGAUCGCGUGUAACCCAAACGAUUUUAACGUCGUCGCAUUAGUCGGAAGCGUCGUUUUCAAGAUAUUGGCUUGUUCGGAUAACGUAUGGAGGCAGUUUGGGUACAGUAAAGCCGACAGCUUAAAUUUAACUGCGGUUACUUGGUUGGCGCAAGAGCGACUUAUGGCGGCGACUGCCGAUGGAAAGUUUAUGAUCUUCGAAAGUGGCGAAUUGAAAAUGAUUGCUUGGGCGGGCGAUCUUCCGGUUUUAAGUUUGAAGGCAGCCGAAAAAGAGGAAUUGCACGAAUCUUCACAGACGAAUUUGAGUGAGCCCAGUGCUGGAAGCAUCCAAAUGGGCGAAGAUUACCGCAUUCACUGCCUCAUAUCCUUUCCAAGAGGGUUCGCCUUUGCAUACCUAAACGGAACCGUGCAUUUCUACGAAAAAGAAGCACCGCAUAGAUAUAAGAAGAGGAACAUUUACAAAGUGCCUGAUCGUAAUAUAAUCAGAAAAGAAUCAGACGCCGAAUUUGUAAUGAAUGAGAUCACAUCCUUGGGCAUCAACACCUCUCAGGAGAGGCUGGUGCUUACGUGCAAGCAGAAUCAGCUCUACACCGUAAAACUGUGGGGAGUCGACCUGUUCACCAACCCCGAGGUGACGUUCACGGAAUACGGGCAGGCGCUGCAUCACGGAACCAUCGGCGGCUUGGAUGUCUGCGCAUGGAAACCCAUCUUCAUAACGUCAGGCGAAUGGGAUAGGACCUUAAGGGUUUGGAAUUACGAGACCGAUUCAAUCGAAUUGAUCAAACAAUUCCAAGAAGACAUACGCGGUGUCGCCCUUCAUCCCACCGGCUUAUACGCGGUCGUGGGAUUCUCUGACAAGCUUCGCUUUCUGACCAUAAUGAUCGACGAUUUUGUUACGACCAGAGAGUUUCCCAUUAGAAAUUGUAGAUCGUGCACGUUUAGCAACAUGGGCCAUUACUUUGCGGCGACCAAUGGCAAUUUGAUACAGGUUUAUUCGACAACCACUUUUGAGAACGUAUUCAAUCUCAAGGGACAUAAUGGAAAGCUACUAUCAAUGUCGUGGGUCCAUAACGACUACAAGAUGACAUCGUGCGGCAACGAAGGCGCUGUUUACGACUGGGACAUCAUCACGCAGAAACGUGUCGCCGAGACGAUCGUAAAAUCGUGCGCAUUUUCCGGCGUCGCGGUAACGUCGGACGGCAAAUUCUCCUACUCGAUCGGAUCCGACGGACACAUCCGCCAGAUCACGAACGCGAACAUCUAUCGCGAGGUGCUCGUCACGAAAGACGGAUUAGACUCGAUCGUCCUCUCGAACUCUAACCAGAUGCUAUUCGUUAGCGGAAACGAGGGCACCAUCUAUUCGGUUCAGUUACCCAUCCUAGAUACGGCCGAGUACGUGGAAUUCGGAGGUCAUUGCGCGACAGUGCAAAGGAUGAGAAUUUCGUACGAUGAUCGAUUUUUAAUCUCGGCGUCGUCCGAUGGCGUCAUCGCGGUGUGGAAGCUGAUGCACACGGAAGGAAAAACGUUAAAAGUCGACAAGGAUUUUAUUCCCUCUACCGACAUACUCAUCACGCGCGUUGACUUGGAGGAAAAAAUCGAACUGAUCAGGACUUUACAGUUGAGAAUGCACGAGCUGAUGACCGAACAUUCCUAUCAAAUGAGGAACGUGGAAGCGCUAAAUAAUACCAAAAUGAGGGAAGUGCACGAAAAGUACUGUAUGGCGCUUGAAGAUUUAAAAGAUAAGAAUGAACAAUUAGAAUCGGAGCACGCGCAAGAAAUUAGUAACAUGACUGUUGAAACAAGCAACCUAAAAUUGGCGCAUGAGCAGUUUAUCCAAAAACUCGACGUUAGCUACAAUGACAAACUCAUCGUUGAAUACCACAAAUAUAUGAGCUUGGAAGAGAAGAUGGGUGCCAUGAGGACCAAAUACGAGAAGGAGUUAGAUGUCCUGCGCGAUGCGAAAAAGACAUCAGAAGAGUCGAUAAAGAACGAUUUUCUACAAAAGUUGCACGAGAAAGAAGUGCAUGUGGAAGAGUUGAUAGAAGAAACCAACGCGAAAACGCGAGAGCACGAGUUAAUAAAGCAACAAAUCGAAGAUGACGCCGACAGAGAAAUUUACGAACUGAAAACAUCGCACGAAAAGCUGCUCAAAGAAGAGCAGGACAAUAACGUCAAGCUGAAGGGUGAAACGGGAAUACUACGCAAGAAGUUGCUAGCCGGCCAGAAAGAAAUUGACGAGUUGAAGUACUCGGUUUACAGUCUUCAAUGCGAACAAGCCAAGUUUAAGACCGCCAUAGUUGGCUUGGAAAAAGACAUCGCCGAUUUGAAAAAGGAAAUUUCGGAACGCGACACAACCAUCCAAGAUAAGGAAAAGCGAAUCUACGAACUGAAGCGUAAAAACCAAGAGCUGGAGAAGUUCAAGUUUAUUCUCGACUUUAAAAUUAAGGAGUUAAAGUCGCAGAUCGAGCCCCGAGAUAAGCAAAUACGUGAGCAAACCGAGCAAAUCAACGACAUGGUUAACGAGCUGGAGAACCUUCAAAAGAUCAUCGUUAACCUGGACAUACAGCUUGGAGAACUGAGAGAGAAGCUGAGCGCGGCCGAUCACGAACUCAAGAGAGAAAUUGUUAAAAAUCGAGCGUCUAAGGCAGCCCUGAAAACCAUCAGAACAGAUUUGCAUCACGUCAGCGGAAUCAUACAGGAGCCGGCGAAGUUGGCAAAGGCGCUAAAGGAGAUGUACCACAAAUACAACGCCGACAAAGAUUUCGACGUAAUUCGCGUCGAGGAAGGGGAAGCCAGAAAUGAGUUCCACCGCCAAAGAGAUUUUCUGGAACGCACCGUAAAAACCCUACAGCAGCAGGUUAUAACGUUCUCGAAAGCCGGAGGUGGCGAUAAAAUCAGACUGGUGGAGGAGAACGCGACCUUAAUAGCGGAGACGAACAAGUUGAGGAGAAAUUUGAAAACGGAAUCCACCGAGAAGAAGAAGAUGCAGUCUUUGCUCGGCUUGACCGCGAAGUACAUGCCGGCGAGGCAGGCCCAGAAACGUUUGAACGAGGCCGUGAUGACGAGCAAAGAUAUACAAGAAAGUUUCAAGCAGAAACUAGACGAUGAUCAAAAUACGAUUGGUGCAUUGAAAAAUGAAAACGCCCGUCUUCUCGAUAAAAUAAUGGAGGAGAGAGAACAAAAAUAGCUUUGAUUUUAAUGUUUAUAUUUUAGAUUAAACAUUCCACUUUUGUUUUAUAUACCUAUUUGCUCCACGUUGAACUCCAUGAAUUGUUUAUA